Molecule: messenger RNA, 1559 nt
Organism: Struthio camelus australis
Lineage: Eukaryota; Metazoa; Chordata; Aves; Struthioniformes; Struthionidae
Source: RefSeq, a predicted model, not a curated record
UUCCUCCUCGGCAUCCCCUCCGGGGAUCCCACAGGGCUGCAAUGCACCAGAGGAACGCGAAGCAAUGCGCAGGGCUCUUGCCCAGCCUGGAAACGGGCCCUGGGUGCCACUGAAGGACAAAAAGAGGAUCCUCAGGCUGCAGAAAGCAACCCCUCGCAGGGGUCCCAGGGGAAGGCAGGAGAUUGCAGCUCUGUCUUCUAUUCAGCUGGCCAGUUCUUCUUCGAGUACCUGGUGGUGGUGUCACUGAAGAAGAUGCCGGACGGACAUUAUGAACCCAAGAUAUCAUACCAGUUCCCAAAGCGCGAGAACUUGCUGAAGGGCCAGAAGGAGGAGGAGGAACGUCUCUUGCAAGCCAUCCCCCUCUUCUGCUUCCCCGACGGCAACAACUGGGCCCCCGUCGCCGAGUUCACCAGUGAAACCUUUUCUUUCGUCCUGACGAACGUGGACGGCAGCCGAAAGAUCGGCUACUGUAGGCGGCUGCUGCCAGCUGGCCGCGGCACCCGCCUCCCUGAGGUCUUCUGCAUCAUCAGCUGCCUGGGCUGUUUCGGGCUCUUCUCCAAGAUCCUGGACGAGGUGGAGAAGAGGCGCCAGAUCUCCAUGGCGGUCAUUUACCCCUUCAUGCAGGGCCUCCGGGAAUCGCCCUUCCCGGCUCCAGGGAAAACCGUCACCAUUAAAAGCUUCAUCCCCGAGUCAGGCACAGAGCUCAUCAAGCUCACACGGCCCGUGGAUGCCCACCUGGAGCACGUGGAGUUCCAGGCGCUGCUGCAGCGGCUCAGCCCCCAGCUCAUCCUGCACAUCUUCGCCUCCGCCGUCCUGGAGCGGCGGCUCAUUUUCCUGGCAGAGGAGCUCAGUGUCCUGUCGCAGUGCAUCCAUGCAGUGGCCGCUCUCCUCUACCCCUUCACGUGGGCUCACACCUACAUCCCCGUGGUCCCCGAGUGCCUGCUCGACACCGUCUGCUGCCCCACGCCCUUCAUGGUGGGCAUCCAGAUGCGUCACUUGGAGCGGGGCCUGGAUCAGCCGAUGGGNNAGGCCCUGCUGGUUGACCUGUGCAAAGGGAAGAUCCUCCAGGCGGUGGGCGACGAGGAGGAGAUCUUGCCCGCCAAGCUGCAGAACGAGGUGCUGACGUCCCUGAACCGGCACAACAGCAACAACAACGUGCAGACGUCCGAGCAAGUGAACGCGCUCGUCUCCGAGGCCUUCGUGCAGUUCUUCGUCCGCAUAGUCGGCCACUACGCCUCGCACAUCAAGUGGGGCAAAAACGGGCAGGGCACCUUCCAGGAGCGAGCGUUCUGCAAAGCCGUCGCCUCCAAGACCAACCGCAAGUUUGUGAAGAAGUUUGUCAAGACCAACAUGUUUUCCCUAUUUAUUGAGGAAGCAGAAAAGAGCAGGAUCCCCCAGGAAGCAUAUUUCCAGCAGAAAAUAGCAGAAUACCACGAACAAAAGAAGCACCGAAGGGACUCCUGAAGCCCAGCCCGGGGAGCGAGGAGCAGGGCUGGGGCUGAGCAGGUCUCUGCCAGCAGACCCGACCCGCGUCCCGUCGGCGGGCAGAGCGCGCCGGA